This is a messenger RNA of Trichobilharzia szidati, 1675 nucleotides long. Lineage: Eukaryota; Metazoa; Platyhelminthes; Trematoda; Strigeidida; Schistosomatidae. The record is from the annotation of a GenBank genome assembly.
UACUCGUAGUAGGUGCUUUAUUCUGAACAGUACAAUUUCAUUGUUGCCAUGACUCGGUGUAUCUUGUUGACGCUUAUAUGUUUGAUAAUAAUUUCGCCAUCACUCACUUUGAUACCUAAACCAAACAAAUAUCACCUGAAGGAUAAGAAAUACUGUAACCUCCUUGAACAUGUGGCAAUUGAACAUAAAUAUCCCACAUGCUUUAUAUUAAUGCAAGCUGUGAGACGAUUCAAAGAACGUCUGAAUGCAAAAGACAUACCACCACCAGACACAUCAUAUAAAGAUACCUGCUUGAUAAAUGCAAUCGAGAUAAACAUCGCUGCAGGAUGUGAUGAAAGUGAAUCCGUUCUCCGACCAUCUCACUCAAUGGAUGAAUCAUAUAAGAUUGAUCUUCAGAUAAACACGUUGAAUAUAACAUCGACUGAAGUUUGGGGAGUCCUUCAUGCAUUAGAAACUGUACUCCAGAAUGCAUACAACGAUGAGUGGAAUUUUAAAUUAAUAAAGAAUGUCUAUGUGGAAGAUGCACCUCGAUUUCCACAUCGUGGACUCAUGCUAGACACAUCGAAACAUUUCCUCACCAUCGGAGAAAUCCACAAGUUCAUUGAUGCAAUGGCCAUGGUGAAAAUGAAUGUUCUACACUGGCACAUCACAGACACUGAAUCAUUCCCAUACGUCUCCUCCACAUAUCCUGAUCUGUCAAAUAAGGGUGCAUAUCAUCCUGAGGCGUACGUGUACGAGCGUAAUGAGAUAGUUGAUUUACUGGAGUAUGGGCGUGUUCGUGGAAUUCGAAUAAUUCCGGAGUUCGAUACACCAGCACAUACACAGUCAUGGGGAAAUGGCUAUCCCGAUGUACUCACUCCCUGUCACACUCAAGACGAAGAAGGAAAUCAGAUACUCGGUCCCAUCAAUCCAACCAAUCUCACCUUCAUUCACAAUUUGUACCAGGAAAUUCUCAGUGUAUUUUCUGCUGACAACCACAUUCAUUUGGGCGGUGAUGACGUGGAUUUCACAUGCUGGCAGUCCAAUCCUGACAUCACAAAUUUCAUGCAGGAGAAACAAUUCAACACUGACUACUCACAGUUGGAAAACUACUACAUGGAACAACUUGUAGAAAUUGUCAAAUCGUCAUCGUUGGUAUCUGGAUCUGCAAUGGUUCCGAUUGUUUGGCAGGAUGUAUAUGAGAAUGGAUUUCGUAGUGACAAGGAUAUGAUUGUUCAAGUGCACAAAUCUGAAGGAUGGAAGAAGAGUGUUGAGGAGAUCACGGGAGCGGGAUUCAAAGUUCUCAUAUCGUCGUGUUGGAAUUUCAGUGAUGUGGGUGUUGGAGAUGACUGGCAGUCGUUCUACGAGUGUGAUCCCUUGAAUUUCGAAGGUAGCUCAGAGAAAUCCACACUGGUGGUUGGAGGAGAAGGUGUGAUUCCGGGGGACUACGUGGAUGAUGUGAAUCUGAUGUUGGUUUCAUGGCCUCACGCUGCUGCAAUAGCUGAACAACUCUGGUCUGAAGAGAGAACGAGCACAAGUGAUUUCGGUGACCGCCUGAGUGAGCUUCGUUGUCGAAUGAGAAGACUAAAUUGGAAUGUCCAACCAGUCAAUGGAGCAGGAUUCUGUCCAAUCUGAUUGACCACGAACCGAAGCGUCUCCUUCCACUUCACACACACGCACAAAGUCUGUGUGUGUG